GCAGAAAAAUGGGCCGAGAAAAUACAUUGGGUGAAAGGUCUACUCGUAUACCUGAAAUUUUCAGGUCGGUAUAGCAGUCAGAUUGGGUCACGAAAGUCCGUGAGGUGUAAAGUCUACUCGUAUACCUCGUCUGUGUAGAAACGUCACCGGUUUAACGUGUACCAUUUGCCGAUGAAAAUAUUCUGUACAAUAUUGUUGACUGAAAACAACUCGAAAUGUUACGAUUAAUAUUUUUCCUGGUGGUAUGUACCUUCGUUGGUGUCCGAUCCGCCAAUCUUGAAACAGUGAGCGACGAGGAUUUGAUAAAUCUUAUAAAAACAGAAAAAUAUGUAGUCGUGCUCUUCACAAGCAGAGAUUGCGAGAGAUGCAACAACUUUGAAAACAAGGUGAUCCUCUUACGCGAAGACCUAGUUGACUCUUUGUCUGCCUGGGUUGUCAGAGUUGUCGACAGUCAACUGCUUAGACUAUAUAGCACGGAUAAGGAACCAGCACUUGUGUUCUUUAGACAUGGAAUACCUUUACUCUGUGAUGGGUCAUUAAAUGAAGAGGAGAUCCUAAUGAUGUUUACUGAAAAUAAAGAGCCUACAGUGAAAGAAUUAACAGAUGACACUUUUGAACAUCUAACUCAGGCAAGCAGUGGAGCUACUACAGGAGAUUGGUUUGUUAUGUUUUACAGUACAGAUUGCGUGGAGUGUGUUAGAAUGAUUGCAAGAUGGGAGGCUGUAGGUGCAAAACUUAAACAAAAAGUUAAUGUAGCUAGUAUUAAUAAAUAUACAACUGGCGCAUCUACAGCUAGAAGAUUUAACGUUUAUGAAGCACCAGAAUUCAUAUUCUUCAGACACGGUAAAAUGUAUCGUUAUCAGAUACCGAGAUACGACAUUAACGCAUUUGUGUGGUUUGCAAAAGAUUGGUAUAAAAAUGCACGUGCUGAAACUGUCCCAGUGCCACAAAGCCCAUUCGACGAUUUGGUACAAAUGAUUGCAAAUUUCCUCCAUGAAAAACCAUGGGUUUUGAAACUUGGCAGUAUAACCAUUGGUGUGUUUAUUAUAAUUUCUGUAGCUUCUAGAUUCAGGCGUAAAAUUCAGACAUCUCAGAAGAAAGACUAACUAUGUUGUGCACCAAAGAAGUGUGUUAUGGGUACUGUGCUACUCAUGUACAGAACAUUGUAUAAAAGCAUAAAAAUCAUACAAAUAAAGUUCUGUUUUUUACAAAGUUUUGUAAUUUCGCGUGUUAUUAAGAGCAAUACAUUUUCAUUGUUUGAUACGCGCGUUCAGUACCCAUAAUAUAUACGCUGAAGCAAGAUGAACUUAAUGUACAUUAUAUUCCCAGAUAUUGUAUUU
Colletes gigas is the source of this 1340-nucleotide messenger RNA. Its product is annotated as thioredoxin domain-containing protein. The transcript has 7 exons. The record is from RefSeq and is a predicted model, not a curated record. Bases 216 to 1106 code for a protein of 296 amino acids. NCBI's taxonomy places the organism in Eukaryota, Metazoa, Arthropoda, Insecta, Hymenoptera, Colletidae.